Messenger RNA from Chrysoperla carnea, 569 nucleotides. RefSeq lists its product as uncharacterized. Gene Ontology annotation, molecular function: serine-type endopeptidase inhibitor activity; protein binding. Bases 110 to 544 code for a protein of 144 amino acids. Lineage: Eukaryota; Metazoa; Arthropoda; Insecta; Neuroptera; Chrysopidae. The transcript is spliced from 3 exons. The record is from RefSeq and is a predicted model, not a curated record.
CAUGAUGCAUAUAUAAUACAACUAUUUUUAUAUAAAAAUCUAUGCUACCUCUCUGAAAUUCAUUAGUUGAUAAUUUUACUUUGAAGUUAUCUGAUCAAAAAUAAACAAAAUGGUUUUCAAAUAUUUACUUGUUUUAUCAAUAAUGUCAGCAUGCGUGCUUUGUUAUCCACAUGAUGAACUACGCAUAAAACGUAGUCCACAAGAACUUGAUAUAUCAAGUAAUGUGUUUUUAAACAAUGGUGGCAUCGAUCAAAAUAGUAUACCAACAAGACCAACACGUCGUCCAAGACCAUCACGUCGUACGACAACACCAGCACCUCCUUCGUCCACAACACCGGCAGGAUCAUUAUCGUCCACAACACCAAAUGCUGUUCCAGGGGAUGCUACAGCACGAACAACUUGUGAACAAAACUGCGGUAGACCAGCUACAUUUGAUCCGGUUUGUGGAACAGAUGGUGAAAGCUAUGAUAAUGUGGCUCAAUUAAGAUGCGCCCAACGUUGUGGAAUCGCUGUUGAAGUAAAUUAUCUUGGAUUGUGUCCGUAAUUAAGGAAUACAAGAAUUCAUUAAU